UACUGCUGAAAAACAAUAACCUGCCUAUAAAUAGAGAGAUACCAUCGAAUUAGGGUUUUAGCUUAGGGCUGAGCCUCACUCUCUCCAUCGCAGCAGCAGCAUUCAGGUAAAAGAAGCGAAAAAUGUCGCACAGGAAGUUUGAGCACCCAAGGCACGGUUCCCUCGGUUUCCUGCCGAGGAAGAGGGCUGCUCGCCAUAAGGGAAAGGUGAAGGCUUUCCCCAAGGAUGACCCAACCAAGCCGUGUAGGCUGACCGCCUUCUUGGGAUACAAGGCUGGAAUGACCCACAUUGUCCGAGAUGUGGAGAAACCUGGAUCAAAGCUCCACAAGAAGGAGACAUGUGAGGCUGUUACCAUCAUUGAAACACCUCCCAUGGUUAUUGUUGGAGUUGUUGGGUAUGUCAAGACUCCACGUGGUCUUCGCUGCCUGAACACAGUCUGGGCCCAGCAUCUCAGUGAGGAGAUCAGGAGGAGGUUCUACAAGAACUGGUGCAAGUCCAAGAAGAAGGCCUUCUCUAAGUACUCCAAGAAAUUGGAGACUGAUGAGGGUAAGAAGGACAUCCAGGCACAGCUGGAGAAACUGAAAAAGUACUCUUGUGUCAUCCGUGUUUUGGCUCACACUCAGAUUAGAAAGAUGAAGGGGCUGAAACAAAAGAAGGCACACUUGAUGGAGAUUCAGGUUAAUGGUGGGACCAUUGCUCAGAAGGUAGACUUUGCUUAUGGCUUCUUUGAGAAGCAGGUCCCUGUGGAUGCUGUUUUCCAGAAGGAUGAGAUGCUCGACAUCAUUGGUGUGACCAAGGGUAAGGGGUACGAAGGUGUUGUCACUCGUUGGGGUGUCACCCGUCUUCCCCGCAAAACCCAUAGGGGUCUGCGCAAGGUUGCCUGUAUUGGUGCUUGGCAUCCGGCAAGAGUUUCCUUCACUGUUGCUAGGGCUGGUCAGAACGGGUACCAUCACCGUACUGAAUUGAACAAGAAGGUCUACAAGCUCGGUAAGGCAGGCACUGAAGAGCACACUGCCAGUACUGAGUAUGACAGGACUGAGAAGGAUGUGACUCCUAUGGGUGGCUUCCCUCACUAUGGUGUGGUGAAGGAUGAUUACCUGAUGAUCAAGGGUGGAGUAGUUGGACCCAAGAAGAGGGUUGUAACCCUUCGUCAAUCCCUCCUGAAACAGACUUCUCGUGUUGCGCUGGAAGACAUCAAGCUCAAGUUUAUCGACACCUCAUCCAAGUUUGGACAUGGACGGUUCCAGACAACCUCAGAGAAGCAGAAGUAUUACAACCGGGUCAAGGCCUAAGAAGUAUUUUGGAGGAAUCCAAGUUCUUAGUAUUUCUUUUACUGAGACAGUUUUGCUAGUUGUCUACAUUUGCAACAACUUGUGUUUUAAAAAUUUCUGUUUGCGACAUUUUUGUGAUUUCAAAUCUUUUCAAGUGAUGUUUUGUUUUCGUUUA
Molecule: messenger RNA, 1446 nt
Organism: Salvia hispanica
Lineage: Eukaryota; Viridiplantae; Streptophyta; Magnoliopsida; Lamiales; Lamiaceae
Product: large ribosomal subunit protein uL3z
Biological process (GO): translation
Cellular component (GO): cytosolic large ribosomal subunit; ribosome
Molecular function (GO): RNA binding; structural constituent of ribosome
Source: RefSeq, a predicted model, not a curated record